AUGAGCUCGUCGCCGGAGCCGGGAACCAGCGGCGGCGCCGCCGCUCCGGGGGCGGAGGAUGACCCGGCGCCGCCGCCGCCGCUGGAGGUGGGAGCGUCCGUGCUUUGGCGGCGGGAGGGGCAGCUGAUCCCGGCGGAGAUCGUCGAGCGCCGCGUGAUUCCCGGCGGCGGCGAUGAGUACGAGUACUACGUGCAUUGCACCGAUUCUGAUAGGAGUCGUGGUGUGUGGGUUAAGAGUGAACAACUUGAUCUUGGUUUGGAGGGGGCUGAUGCAGAUAAGCGAACGGACGAUAAGGGACAUGAGGAGUUUGAUAUUGCUAGCUUGCAGCAAUUGCGUGAGAUUAUUAGACUCAAACAUAUUGCGAAAAUAGGACUUGGCACGCAUGAAAUUGAUACGUCGCUUCAUUCUCCUUUUUUGGAUGAUAACGACAAUUCGAAGCUAUACUUCUGUGAGUUCUGCCUUGAUUUUAAGGAGCAGAAAGGACAUCUUGAGAGGCACAUGGAAAGUUGUCAUCUUAGGCACCCGCCAGGCACUGAGAUUUACCAGAGUGGCAACCUAUCUGUGUUUGAGGUUGAUGGCAAAGAGGAGGAGGUUUAUACAGGAACACUCUGUAUUUUGGCAAAAUUAUUUCUUUCGAGCAAGGCAUCCAAGCCUGAAGUUGAGCACUUCUUGUUUUACAUUCUUUGCGAAUAUGAUGAUCAAGGGUACCAUAUGGUUGCAUAUUUUUCCAAGGUUAAGAACGUAGAGCAGAAGUACAAUUUAUCUUGCAUUCUCACCUUCCCUCCAUUCCAGAGAAAAGGAUAUGGUACACUCCUAAUAGAAUUAUCAUAUGAGUUUUCGAGAAGGGAAGGCAAAGCAAGGGGGCCGGAGCGGCCUCUCUCUAAGUUGGGACAGUUGAGCUACAAAUUGUACUGGACAAGGGUUCUUGUAAACAUCCUUCAAGAGAAGGAAACCGUGUCAAUCAAGGUUUGCAUAUGUUCUCACUUGAUUGGAAGAUUUAUUGAUCAGUCUUAGGCCAACUUUGCGGCAAGUAAAAGUUCAAAAUGCUAGGAACAAGGAUUGAAGAUUUUCUUUGAUUAGGCAAACAUAAUGAUGCUACGAACAUUAAUGCUUUGGAAAAGAGUAAGACCAAGCAAGUACUUUUCUACGGUAUAAGAACACUAGCGAUACGACUUUGAAGAAUAGUGGUAAGGAUGUAUUGAGGAAGUGCAGGAUCUUCAUUGAUGUGAACUGAGUUUAAGUUGUGAAUAUAAGUAUGUUAGUUAUCAAAGAAGGAAAGACUGAUAAAUGGACCGAGUUGUUGGAAAGAUUGCUAAUUUUCUUCAGUAGAGGUCAAAGAACCUGUCCCCUUUCGGGAAUCAUGCUUGUCUAGAAAUCCUGUCACUGCUCACCAACAGUGCUAAUUUGGUUGUUUCGAUCGCAAAGGGAGACAAGUUUUCUUGUGUUCAAUUUUAGGAACUUAGCGACUCAACGGGCAUAGCGGCAGGAGAUAUAUUGGACACGCUCGAGGAUCUGGAUCUGAUAAAGUACAAGAAGGGGAUGCUGGUCAUAUGUACAAACCCCAACAUCCUCAAUCGCCACCUGAGACCUGCAGGCGUUCGAGGCGUGGAGUUUGACGCUAGCAAGCUGAUUUGGACUCCCUACCACAUGAGGAGUUGAUGAAAAUUGACUUACUGUAAAUACAGUGUACAAAGGAUAGGGGAUUCAUUGUGGUUUCCAAAAGAAUAAU
Ananas comosus (pineapple) is the source of this 1729-nucleotide messenger RNA. Its product is annotated as putative MYST-like histone acetyltransferase 1. Gene Ontology annotation, molecular function: histone acetyltransferase activity. The transcript is spliced from 8 exons. NCBI's taxonomy places the organism in Eukaryota, Viridiplantae, Streptophyta, Magnoliopsida, Poales, Bromeliaceae. Gene Ontology annotation, biological process: regulation of DNA-templated transcription. Bases 1 to 1014 code for a protein of 337 amino acids. The record is from RefSeq and is a predicted model, not a curated record.